Molecule: messenger RNA, 996 nt
Organism: Corylus avellana
Lineage: Eukaryota; Viridiplantae; Streptophyta; Magnoliopsida; Fagales; Betulaceae
Source: RefSeq, a predicted model, not a curated record
AUGUUUUACCUGAAUUCCAUCUCUCUCUCUCUCUCUCUCUCUCUCUCUAUGCUUUAGUUCAUGUACUAAAUAAACAAAUAUCAACUGAUUUCUACACGUAUAGAUAGAGACUAUUACAGAGCUGAUGCAUGUUCAAUGAGACGGCUAAGACAUAAGAAGAAGAAGAAGAAGAAGAUAAAGGAAUAAUCAGAUCAAUAGCAAAGACAAUAUCUAUUUAUAUCAAUGGCCACAGAGACAAAAAGCGUUGUUGUGAAGGUGAAGCCGAGCAAUCAAGAUGGUUCUUCAAAGGGAAAGGUUGAUUACUCUGCUAUCAACAAGAAGAAGAUUGAGAGCUCUAGCAAGCAGCCUGUUAACUCAAAGCAGAAAUCUGUGACCACUACCACGAAAACUGAGGUAAAAUCAAAAACAAUAACAGCAAAGACUAUUACCAAAGCGAGGGUGAAGAAAGUGUACACUUUGACUGGCCAGAAAUACGAUCCCCCUGAGGAGAGGGAACCCCUGAGGAUCUUUUAUGAGUCAUUGUCACAACAGAUCCCAACGAGUGAAAUGGCAGAAUUUUGGAUGAUGGAACAUGGCUUGCUAUCCCCUGAAAGAGCUAGAAAGGCAUAUGAGAAGAAGCAGAGAAAGCAAAAGGAACUUCGUACGGGGACUCCGAUUAAAUCUGUAAAACUGCCAAGUAAACCUGAGAGUUCACAGAAGCAGCAGCAGGCAUCAAAGAAUGGGACCUUAAAAGCUAAAAAAAGAAUCAUUAAUGAGAGUGAUGACGACGACGAAUUCAUUCUAAGUCCCAAGAGAAGGAAAGGGUAAGAAGAAAAGCCCCCUCACCGUCUGUAUCAAUGUAAUCCUGAUUGUUUCCUUUACAUUUAAAUGCAAAAAGGCAAGUGUCCUGAAACAAUCUAACAAUUGAUACAUCAAGACAUUCAUUAUAUUUUCUAACUAACGGGAAUAAUGAGCAAAGACAAAUUAUAGAAUGUACUUAUAUUUGGCUUUUUUCAA